CCUGGGGCGAGAGGAACACCGGUUGGAACUAUGGCUUACUUUAACAUAAGUUAAUUUGUUGUGGAAAAGUUAGUUUGAUACGGUUCUACAAAUCAGAGAAGGAACAAUAUAAUAUUUUCAUCAAGUCUCCACACCUUUGAAUGCGAACGCAAUGUCUUUUAACCAUGAAACGCCGUUAAACAUUGGGAAUAGCGGUGAAAAACUUUUAAUGUUAGGUCUUUGCUGGAGAAGACAGACUUCUCAGAGAUGAAUUUCGGUGUGCCAGCAAACGCUCUCCUGUUUCGUGCUUGCGAUGAGGGCGACUACGAGAGCGCCAAGCGGAUUCUUGAACCUGGGGCGAACGAUUCGGGGACGCAGUGCCGAAGCCUGCGUUUGGAUGCGGCGUCCGAGUGCAGUGUCGAUACCACCCGGGGAGUCUCCCUCGUUCCCGUUGACUGCACAGACGAGGAGGGGAACACGGCCCUUCAGUUCUCCGCCGCCAGCGGACAUGAGAAUCUGGUCCGGUUCUUGCUCAGAAAGGGGGCUUCAGUGGACAGUCGAAAUAACUACGGCUGGACGCCACUAAUGCAAGCUGCGAGGUUUGGUCACCUGACAGUGGCGCUCAUCCUGUUGGAGCAUGGGGCGGACGUCAACGCCCGCAACCGCGUGGGCGCCAGUGUCCUCAGCAUGGCAGCGCGUGGAGGCCACUGCCACGUGGCCAAACUCCUUCUCGAGUCGGACGCCUUCGUGGACGACUAUGACCACCUGGCCAUCCCUGAGGCCCCCAGCGUGGACAGCGGCAGCGGCAGCGGCGGCAGCAUCGGCGAGGGCGUGUCCGGCGAGGACUGGGGCAGGGAGUUCCUGGAGGUCACUCCGCUGCUGGUGGCGUGUCAGCUGGGCCAGGAGGCCAUGGUGCGGCUGCUGCUGGAGUGGGGCGCCGACGCCAACUCCGCCCAGAAGUCCACGGGCUGGAGCGCCCUCAUGCUGGCCACCGCCGCGGGCAAGGUGAGCGUGGCACAGCAGCUGGUGGAGAGGGGCGCUGACCCGGACCACCUCAACGCGCUGACCAAGACCGCCUUCGAGCUGGCGCUGCAGCUCAAGCAGAAGGAGGUGAAGAACUACCUGGACGCCAUCACCACGGUCAGACCACAGUCAGACGACGAGAAGAGGAGGCCUGAUAUCUUCAGAGCUCUAAAAUUAGGUAACGCGCAGCUGGUGCGGGAGAUCCUGGACGAGGAGCCGGCGCAGGUGAACGUGGCCAACGCUGACGGGGCGUCCUCGCUCAUGCUGGCGGCGGUGAGCGGUCACCUGGAGAUGGUGCAGCUGCUGGUGGACCACAGCGCCGAUAUGGACAAACAGGACACUGUGCACGGCUGGACAGCACUCAUGCAGGCCACUUACCAUGGUAAUAAGGACGUGGUGAAGUACCUUCUGGGCCAGGGAGCGGAUGUAAACCUGAGAGCCAAGAACGGAUACACCGCCUUUGACCUGGUCAUGCUACUAAACGACCCUGACACAGAGCUGGUGCGUCUGCUGGCGUCUGUGUGUAUGCAGGUGGAUAAGGAGAAGCUGAAGCAGCAGAGGAAGACACCCCUCCUGCGCUCCAAGAGCCGCCAGUCUCUCAACAUGCCCCUCCCCCCAGAUGACAGGGGGGGCCUCAAGUCCUGGUGGAACCGCAUGUCCAAUCGCUUCCGCCAUUUGAAACUGACCCACACCCUGAGACACGGCCUCUCCACCAAUCGGCUGACUCCAUUCUCCGAUGAGCCCGAGCCUUCACUGGACAGAACCAUGAAGGCGGACUGGAAGAGAAGCAACGCUCCUGCCACAGGCCCCAAUGGAGCUGUAGCGACCUCUAGUGGACAACCCACGCAAGACAUCAGUACUGCAUGGGCACCAAAGAGCAGAGAUACUGGUAUUGGAAGAACUGGCUCUGAAAAAGACGACAUUCUCAUCACAACAAUGUUGAGGAACGGUGCACCACUCACCCAGCUGCCCAAUGACAAGCUGAAGGCGGUGAUCCCGCCCUUCCUGCCCCCCUCCAACUUUGAGCCGUGGAACUCUGACCGCUCGCGCCUGCUGAAGGAGGGCAAGACGGCCGAGCCCUCACGACUGUCCAUGCCACAGAGGCCCAGCAAGGCCAACUUCAACAGUAGCGGCAACUCUGACAUCACGUCCAUUAGCCGUGUGGUGAGCAGCAGACCCAGUAGGUUCCCCAGCAUUGGCAAAGGCCCCUCCUCCUCCCCCUCCAACUCUGGGAACUACAACUCCCCUCACUCCUCAGGAGGCUCCAACGGGGUCGCAGGGGUCAACCGACACACCUCCGACUCUCACAACCGCUCAGGGGGCAGUGGUGCGGACAGUGUGCUCUCCCAGAUCGCUGCCCACCGGAGGAGAGCUGCAGGGCUGCAGGACGCCAAGGCCACUGCCCCGGAGACGCCAUGCCCCACCCCACUACCUGUGCUGCACUCCGCACCCACCCUCCCCGAGAUCAGCCUGCCCGACAUCCACAGCACCCAUCACCUGAUCGGAGGAGACCUACAGACCCGCCGGAAGGUGGACCUGAAGAAGCGUCCUCAGUCGGGCAACUCGUCCACCUCCAAGAGCACGUCCCCCACGCUGACGCCAUCCCCCUCCCCGACCCCCAAGCCUCCAGGGGGCGACUCCCUGUCCUCCGCCUCCUCCCACCCGCGCUCCAAGAGCAGCGGAGGCUCCAGCAGCGGCACCAUCACAGACGAGGAUGAGUUGACGGGCAUUUUGAAGAAGCUCUCCCUGGAGAAGUAUCAGCCCAUAUUUGAGGAGCAAGAGGUGGACAUGGAGGCCUUCUUGACCCUGACGGACGGGGAUCUGAAGGAGCUGGGUAUCAAGACGGACGGCCCCCGGCAGCAGAUCUUGGCCGCCAUCUCGGAGCUCAACGCUGGGAAGGGGAGGGAACGGCAGAUCUUACAGGAAACCAUCCACAACUUUCAGUCAUCGUUUGGGAGCAGUGCCAGCAACCCUCGACCGCCAGGCUACCCUCGAUCUCCAACCGGCUGGACCCGGCACCAGGUACGCACUCCCAACAAGAGGUAGCGUUGGCAGCCAAUCACAGAUGGACUUUUCCCAUCGAGGGCCUCUGAAGUCAUGUUGAAGUCAUGUGACCCGACUCUACGGGUUCUUAUUGGUGGACGAGGUUCUCUUAGACGCCAGUGUCCCAGAGCACCUGAGUGUGUGUGAGGACAUUGCAGCUCAGCACUUAUCUGCCCCCCUGUCCCCCAACCAACUCAAGGGGUCUCCGCUGCGGCCGAGGAGGGCAGGACGUGAGGUAGAGGGCGUGGUCAAGGGUAACACCCCCCCUCCCCAGUUUACGGUCACCAGGACAGAGCACCUUCAAUAGAGUCAUGUGGCAUGUUUCUGUUGAGGGGCACAAGAGGACAUGGUUGUCCUUACAUGUAAUGGACACCAGGUGGCGACAGAGGGCUUGCAAAAGAUGCCACAGGAGGCAGAAAGGUCAUUUUAGGUUUUCUCCUGUAAAGUAUCAUAUGGUCAGUGCCAUAUGGGCAGGAAUGCUUCGAGGGUCAUUGAGAGGGACGCAGAGUGCAAGCCAUGGGCGAGAGACACAGGAGAGAAGAGG
Molecule: messenger RNA, 3589 nt
Organism: Alosa alosa (allis shad)
Lineage: Eukaryota; Metazoa; Chordata; Actinopteri; Clupeiformes; Clupeidae
Product: ankyrin repeat and SAM domain-containing protein 6-like
Exons: 16
Coding region: 247-3048 (933 amino acids)
Biological process (GO): innate immune response
Cellular component (GO): cytoplasm
Molecular function (GO): protein binding
Source: RefSeq, a predicted model, not a curated record